AUGUUCGUGUUAGAUACCCCUGCGAGAAUGGCGCGGUCUGGGCUGGCUCGUGCAGUGUGCUUCUUUCUUCUCGCCGCAGCCCCUUGUUGGCAGCGGGCGUCCGCGGCAAAGGGUACGCAAGUACAGCCAGAUUGCAAAGUGCAGAACGCCACAACCAUGUGCAAUUGCUCAGAUCAGCCAUCCAAAGCAACACGGGAGGAACCAGUCAACGACGCAACCCUAUCAGAGUCAACAAAUAUCCUCCAAGUCCAAUGUAAACAGCCUUCGGCGUUCGUACCCGCUGGGACGAGCGUGUGCGCUGGAACUGGAGCGGAGGCAUCUCUCACAGCUUGUAAAGCGUCCGAGGGAGGAAGCCCGAAGGUGCCUAUCAGCACCCUUCUGGCGAAAAUCCCGUCAAGCACGACCGCGUGGGAGGCCAGCGACGACACUUCGUCUUUAACGAUCCCAUCCGCGAGCUUCCCGUUUGUUGACAAGGAUUUUUUUGUGGGUUGCAGCAACGGGGACAGCAGCAGCUGCGUAGUGAACGUGACCGUGAAGGCCAGAAAGUCGCUGCUCAAAGAAAACGUGCUGACCUGUUCGUACGGCGCAGAAAGCAACCAGCCCGUCCCGAAAACCACUCUCGACUCCACCAACAACUCCCUGACGGUCGUCUGCGGCACAGAUGGAACCAUGCCGCUGACCGCUGGAGUUCCCACCAUCUACUUGUGCAAAGACCCAGAGACCGACGUGUGCACGACGGUCGAGGACGUCACUGAAGUGUUUCCAGGCUUCAGCAAGGCGUGGUGGACAAAGCAGGAUGGUCAGGAGAAUGCAGCCAAGCUGACGAUUCCGAAGGACGGAUUUCCUGUUGAGCCGAAGACUGUUAUGUUUGGGUGCAGCCUUCAGGUCCAACCCCCCCUCAGAAAGAUGCGCCGAAAGAGGACGGGCUGGAUGCAACUGUCCUUCCUACAUGCAAGGUGA
Messenger RNA from Besnoitia besnoiti, 960 nucleotides. Its product is annotated as SAG-related sequence. The record is from RefSeq and is a predicted model, not a curated record. The coding region runs from base 1 to 960 and encodes 319 amino acids. NCBI's taxonomy places the organism in Eukaryota, Apicomplexa, Conoidasida, Eucoccidiorida, Sarcocystidae. Gene Ontology annotation, cellular component: membrane. The transcript has a single exon.